Molecule: messenger RNA, 440 nt
Organism: Mustela lutreola (European mink)
Lineage: Eukaryota; Metazoa; Chordata; Mammalia; Carnivora; Mustelidae
Product: short transmembrane mitochondrial protein 1
Exons: 1
Coding region: 26-169 (47 amino acids)
Source: RefSeq, a predicted model, not a curated record
CUUCGCGCCUCUCCUCGCCGACGCCAUGCUGCAGUUCCUGCUUGGAUUUACUCUUGGCAACGUGGUUGGAAUGUAUCUGGCUCAGAACUAUGACAUACCAAACCUGGCUAAAAAACUAGAAGAAAUAAAAAAGGACUUGGAUGCCAAGAAGAAACCCCCUAGCUCAUGAGGCGGACUCCAGCACUGCCUUCUGGAUAUACCGAUUCUGCUGUUCUUGAGGGCCUCCUUAACCAUCUGAACCAAAAGUUUUUGUUUUAAAUUCCAGCCUCAAUAAUUUUCCUGUUAGAUCCUGCAUUGCCUGAGAGCACAGAUGGGGCCACAAGUUAAGAGCCACCCUUUUCCAGCUUCCUCACCUGUCCCUUCCUCCUUCCAGCCACUUGAGACGGCCUAAGACUGGAAUUAUGGUGCUAGAUUAGUAAAUGUGACCUUUAAAACAAACA